This is a messenger RNA of Tarenaya hassleriana, 1518 nucleotides long. RefSeq names its product protein IQ-DOMAIN 14. The transcript is spliced from 4 exons. The record is from RefSeq and is a predicted model, not a curated record. The coding region runs from base 223 to 1398 and encodes 391 amino acids. NCBI's taxonomy places the organism in Eukaryota, Viridiplantae, Streptophyta, Magnoliopsida, Brassicales, Cleomaceae. Gene Ontology annotation, molecular function: protein binding.
AACAAUCUCUCUCUCUCUCGAGUUCUUGUCUUUUAUUUUUUCUUAACUAAAAACAUCCUUUGUUGUCUUCAGUUUCAGUGCCAUGAAAUUUGUUUCCCUCUCCGUUUCCACAUUUAUAAAACUUUCUUCUGGGUACUUGUGAUUUCUCAUCAUCAUCUCUCUGUAUCCAAAUCACAAACCUUUCUUCAUUCUCUGAAGUCGAAGAGAGGAGGGAGAAGAAAAAUGGGCAAAGCAGCGCGAUGGUUCAAGGGCUUGUUCGGGAUGAAAAAGAGCAAAGACAGAAUCUCCGGUGGAGAGAACAGAAACUCCGGCGGAGAUUCCGUCAACAUUCCGGGGAAUAUUCUUCCGGCUGUCGACCCAGCUUGGCUGAGAACAUACCUCGCGGAGACAGAUAAGGAGCAGAGCAAACACGCGAUUGCGGUUGGCGCCGCCACCGCCGCAGCGGCGGACGCGGCGGUUGCGGCGGCGCAAGCGGCGGUUGCGGUGGUGAGGCUGACGAGCAGCGGAAGAGUCGGCGGUCACGUCGCCGGAGCUGCCGGGACCGGAAGAGAGAGACGGGCUGCAGCGAGAAUUCAAACUGUGUUCAGGGGCUAUUUGGCAAGGAAAGCUCUUAGAGCUCUCAAGGGUCUAGUGAAGUUACAAGCAUUGGUAAGAGGCUAUCUCGUCCGAAAACGUGCGGCUGCAACUCUUCAGAGUAUGCAAGCCCUUAUCCGAGCUCAAACCUCGGUCCGAUCUCAACGCCUCAACCGUUCUCUGAACAUCAGAGACUGCAAUAACGUGUUUCAGCCCCGACAGUCCAUGGAACGGUUUGAUGAUUCGAGGAGCGAAAUCCACAGCAAGAGGAUGUCAAUCUCGGUAGAGCAAAACAACAAUGCGUAUGACGAGAAUAGUCCAAAGAUCGUGGAGAUUGAUACGUAUAAAACAAGAUCAAGAUCUAAGCGAGGGAACAUACCGCCGAUGAUGUCCGAAUUCGGGGAUGAUAAAGAUUUCGAGUGGAGUUUCCCGUCAGAGAAAUGCAAGUUCUCUACCGCUCAGAGCACGCCUCGUUUCUCGUACCCCGGGAAUAACAACAGUAACAAUAACAAUCACCGUUUCUAUGGACCGCCGUCCCCAGCUAAGAGCUUAUGUGGAGACUCGAGCUACGGAAGUUGCCUAACGCCGAGUUAUAUGGCGAAUACGAAGUCGUUUAAGGCGAAGCUACGGUCUCAUAGUGCGCCGAGGCAGCGGCCGGAGAGGAAGAGGCUGUCACUUGAUGAGGUUAUGGCUGCAAGAAGCAGCGUUAGCAGCGUUAGGAUGGUACAACAGCAACAGCAACAGCAACAGCUGCAGCAGCAAUGCUCUUCUUGCUCUUACGAUUAUCAGUUUCAUGAUGGAAUGCAUUUAAGGUUCUUCAAUUAGGUUAAAAAAAAAACGUUUGGUCUCUUCAGGAUCAAACACUACCUUUUAUAUGAAGAACUUUAGUUUUCUUUUUAAUAUUUGGGUUCUUUUUUUUUUUGUAAAUUUGCUUUGGAAAGAAUU